CGCAGACUGUAGCGGGCAGUUGUGUCGAGUGCGCUGCUGUUAACUCUCUUCCCUCUCUCUCGCUCUCCCUCUCUCCUUGUCCCUUUCCCAGCGACCUCUCACUGCAGUCACCACCCUCACAAACCAAGCAUCAUGGAGGGAGAGGAGUUUCGCCGAGCUUCCCAGGAGAUGACGGAUUUUAUCAUCAAUUACCUGGACAACAUCAGAGACAGGCGUGUGUUGCCCAAGGUGGAGCCAGAGUAUCUUCGACCUCUCCUCCCUGACGCAGCGCCGGACACACCAGACACUUGGCAGGACGUGAUGAAGGACAUAGAGAGGGUUAUCAUGCCCGGGAUCACCCACUGGCACUCUCCUCAGUUUCACGCCUACUUUCCCACCGCCAAUUCCUACCCUUCCAUUCUGGCGGACAUGCUGAGUGGCGCUAUUGGCUGCAUCGGGUUCUCCUGGAUCGCGUCGCCGGCCUGCACUGAGCUUGAGGUGGUUAUGAUGGACUGGUUGGGAAAGUUGAUCGGCCUGCCUCCUGUCUUCUUAGCCUCCUCAGACGGUCCAGGUGGUGGUGUGAUACAGGGCACAGCAAGCGAGGCGACACUGGUGGCAAUGUUGGCAGCCAAGGUGAAGAUUCUGGAUGAGAUGGGAGAGAAGGGCAAGGAAAGGAAACUCGAGAAUAAAACCCACACCUUGGUUGCUUACUUCUCAGAGGAGGCGCAUUCAUCGGUGGAGCGGGCGUGCAUGUUGGCCAGCGUGACGCCCAGGAAGGUGCGUGUGGACGGCCAGCACGCCCUUAGAGGAGACGCACUGAGGGAGGCGGUGCAGGAGGACAAGAAGAGAGGUCUGGUUCCCUUCAUGGUGGUGAGCACGAUGGGGACAACAGGCGUGUGUGGCUUUGACAACCUGAGGGAGAUCGGGGAGGUGGCGCAGGAGACUGGUCUGUGGCACCACGUUGACGCUGCCUAUGCUGGGGCUUCUCUGGUGUGUGAGGAGUUCCGCUACCUGGCUGACGGAGUGGAGCUCGCUGACAGCUUCGAUUUCAACCCCCAUAAGUGGCUGCUGAUUAAUUUUGACUGUUCUGCUAUGUGGCUUCGGGAUGCGAGGUAUUUGGUGAACGCCUUCAGUGUGGACCCCCUGUACCUCAAACACGAAUACCAGGGCCAGAUACCGGACUACAGACACUGGCAGAUCCCACUCGGCCGCCGCUUCCGAUCCCUCAAGAUGUGGUUUGUGAUGCGUCUGUUCGGGAGAGAAGGACUGCAGGCACACAUUAGAGAGCAGGUCUCCCUCGCACACCAGUUUGAAGAGCUAGUGAAGUCUGACCGGCGCUUCAAAGUGACUCAUCCUGUGACACUGGGACUUGUGUGUUUCAGGCUGAACGCGGACAACGAGGUGAACGAGGAGCUGCUGAAGAAGAUCAACGCAGCGGGAGUGAUUCACAUGGUGCCCGCCAAGCACCAAGACAUGUUCUACCUUAGGUUUGCAGUGUGUUCUCGCCUGACGGAGGAAAGGGACGUGGUGUUAGCCUGGCGUGAGGUGGCCAAGCAGGCAGACACUGUGAUGAAAUGAGCUGAUGAUGUCUGAUGUGCUGGCUAGACUAGAUUAAGAAGGUCUUCCUCUUCUUCCUCUUUUUCCUCAUCUUCUUCUUCUUCUUCUUCUUCUUCUUCUUCUUCUUCUUCUUCUUCUUCAUUUGCUUUUUUUUUUUUUAUUAUUUGAUAAGUAAGGUUCUGUAAUACUUUUAAAGGCGAGACACGUAUGUACAAUAACAAUGCUUCCCUUAAAAUGUCGUCACUCUUGCCUGAAUUAAAGUAACACAGAACAUUAUUAUUAUUAUCAUUAUUAUUAUUAUUAUUAGUAUUAUUAUUAUCAUUAUUAUUAUUAUUAUUAUUAUUAUUGUUAUUAUUAUUAUUAUCAUUUUUACUGUUGUUAUUAUUAUUUUUGUUGUUAUUGAUCAAAACUCCUUUCGUAUUUCUUUACUAAAUGUCAAAAUGUUUUGUUUCAUUUCAUAUUUAUCUCUCGAUGGUCUUUUUUUCUCUAUUCACUGGUUUUUUUUCUUUUUAUCUGUUCAUUUAUUUACGUUUUACUUCACGCAUUUCUUGUUUCUCUAUUAUCAAAGUACUUCGUUUUAUAUCACACCUAGAUGAAUUUCUCUAUUAUUUCGCUGUAGAAUUCUUCACAUCUUGCUUUCAACUCAACUUGUUUCUCUAUUUCCUUGCUAAUGAUCGAAACAGAACAUUUAAUCUUAUAUAUACCAUUAAUUGUGAACUCUGUCAUUCGCUUCACAAUAUGAGAAACACUUAUCAUUUUUUUAUCUAUCAUUAUCUAUCUGCCAUUCUAUUUAUCACUAAUAUCUCGUUUUGCAAUAGACUGUCCCUCAAAGCAACUCAUUUCUCUAUUUCAAGAUAAAGAAACACCUAUCGUUCUUUUUAUCUAUCACUAUCUAUCUGUCACUCCAUCUAUCACUAAUAUAUCUCGUUUUGCAAUAGGCUAGCGACUCUAUCUUCCAACACAGCCUUUUUUCUCUUAAUGAUCAAAAUAACACGUCCUAUAUUUUUAGAUUCAACAGCAUAGACUUCAUUUCUUUUCUUUUCGUUCACUAUUAAUCUAUCUUCCAGCACAACCUGUUCCUGUAUUCUAAAGAUCAAAAACACCACGUCCUGUCACAAAUAACAUCACUAUGCAGGUUAAUUUAUCUGUCUGUCAUAAUAUACUGCUACUUAUCAUUCAAUGCAAACCAUUACUAUUUAUGAAAAAAAAUCUAUCGUUAUGUACUUUUUUUUUCGUUUUCUGUAAUGCUUCAAGGACAAGACAUAAGAAUGCUUCCCGAAAGAUAAAAACAACUUAGUCAGUCUUGCCUUGAGGUAGAACAGACAAGCGCCAUGGUUGUAUUUUCGAAACCUUUCAUUCUGCCAUAUAUUAUAAUUGUGUGUUGACAUUGUAUGGUGUAACACGAAUUUCUUCUGGUAUUGGUAGAGGUGAGGUCACAUGUUAAUUGUAUUUUUCACACCAAGGCUAAACAACGCUUCAAAAUAUGUGCUUAGAACAUUCUCCAUUUAGAAUAAUUUGUUUUUCUAUUAUCUAAGUGCUACGUUUCAUUUCACACCUCACAAGGACUGAUAUUUCGUUGUCAAAUUCUUAUCUGUCUUCCAACUUAAUCUCUCUAUCGAUCCCCGCAGAAACUUGUGUCACCCUAAAAAUGCUCCUAUGCUAAGUUUUAUUUGCUCGUGACAACAUUUAUCUUGCAGUUGUCUUUCGUGAUUAUACAAUUGUACUUUUUACAUUAAACUUAAGUUGGUUGAUGUUGGUUAAAACUUCAUUAUUAAGCUGAGUUAGAACGUUAUAACCUAACCUUACGUCCAGUGAUAAUUUUUCAAAAUGUAUAUGUAUUUAGUUCAUGUUGAAAUCAAAAUAUUAACAACCACACGCUGGUAAAGACGAAGAGAGGAGGCUGCAUCAACAAGUGCUUCCCUGCGCCCCCCUCUCUCUCUCUUCCCUAUUUUGAAACACUUAAUCUCACAUCCACUUUAUCCUGAAGGCUCUAUUUGAAAUUACACAGGUUUUCAGAGGAUUUCUAUGGUUCUAAUGGCAGAUUUACAAGAUUUCUACAUUAUAAACAAGAGAAACCCUCUUAACAACCAGGCUAAUCAUCUAUAUGGCCCUGGAAGAUAGUCGUUGUGAGAGAUCAAAGUGCUUCAAACUGUGAAAUGAAAACUGUGAUACUCAAGUGCUUCUCAAUUAAUACAAAUAGUUGGUAAGGACAGAAUUAUAUCGAAGUAUAUUUCACAAUGCUCCCCGAUGCUUCCCGAACGAUAAUGAGCAGUAACGAAAUGUGCUUCCUAAGAGAGAUGAAUAAAAUGUUUUGGCUA
This is a messenger RNA of Portunus trituberculatus (swimming crab), 3854 nucleotides long. Its product is annotated as aromatic-L-amino-acid decarboxylase-like. The record is from RefSeq and is a predicted model, not a curated record. Gene Ontology annotation, biological process: catecholamine metabolic process; amino acid metabolic process; serotonin biosynthetic process. Gene Ontology annotation, molecular function: pyridoxal phosphate binding; aromatic-L-amino-acid decarboxylase activity. NCBI's taxonomy places the organism in Eukaryota, Metazoa, Arthropoda, Malacostraca, Decapoda, Portunidae. The transcript is spliced from 14 exons. The coding region runs from base 133 to 1557 and encodes 474 amino acids.